Anastrepha obliqua is the source of this 2851-nucleotide messenger RNA. Its product is annotated as glycerol kinase-like. Gene Ontology annotation, biological process: glycerol metabolic process; glycerol-3-phosphate biosynthetic process; triglyceride metabolic process. Gene Ontology annotation, molecular function: glycerol kinase activity. The record is from RefSeq and is a predicted model, not a curated record. The transcript has 3 exons. NCBI's taxonomy places the organism in Eukaryota, Metazoa, Arthropoda, Insecta, Diptera, Tephritidae. Gene Ontology annotation, cellular component: mitochondrion. Bases 384 to 2096 code for a protein of 570 amino acids.
AUAGCAAAAGGUGGGCUCGGCUCAUUUCUUUUAAUAACAAUCGCUGUGCGUUUGUCUUUGUUUAUAUUAUGAGAAACAAAUGUGAUGUUUGAAGUGAAGGAAAUAUAAAAUGAAAAUAAAUGUAAAUACGUAGAUAUGUACAUAAAAACUAAUCGCACGCUAUUCAUUUAAAUCAACCGAGUAUAGUGUUCUGUAAAAUACCGACGACUACAAUAAUUGCAUAAAAUGUUUUGUCACUCUCUAAUACAACAACUUUAUACAACAUAACCAUCCGGAUAAUGAGCAAAUGGUUGCUAAUGUAUGUAUUUGGCUUAGAGUGACGCAAAAUUAGUUUGUUACGUGACGAGGCAGCUAACUGGUUAGUCACUGGAAGCACCGCAAUCAUGACGGAAGGCAAACGCCUGUUGAAUGGGGCCAAGUGCCGUAUAAUUACUUCACAAAAUCCAUCUACGACAAGCAAGAGUCUCGUGGGAGUCAUCGAUGAAGGCACCAGCAGCGUUCAAUUCUCAUUAUACUCGGUGCCUUUCUUCAAAGAAGUGGCAAACUAUCAAAUUGAAUUGACGAUGAUCACACCGCAGGAUGGCUGGUUUGAACAAAACCCGUUGGAACUGAUGGAUGCCAUUUAUGAAUGCUGCGAAAAAGCUUGCGCUCAGCUACCCGCACUGGGCUACAGCAUUGCUGAUAUUAGCUGCAUUGGAAUUACAAAUCAGCGAGAAACGACUAUAGUUUGGGAUUCACGUACUGGCCAACCGCUGUAUAAUGCGCUUGUUUGGAAGGAUAUACGAAGUGAACAAUGUGUUGAUCGAGUACUGUCCAAAUUAGAUAAUCAUGACAAAAAUUAUUUUAAGCAUAUUUCUGGCUUGCCUGUUUCACCAUAUUUUUCGGCGUUGAAAUUGCGUUGGUUGUUUGAUAAUGUAGCCGAGGUGAGGAAGGUGCAUCGUGAAGGUUAUUGCAAAGCUGGUACAGUUGACUCGUGGAUUGUGUGGAAUCUUACCAAAGGCGCCUUGCACAUUACCGAUGUCACAAAUGCCUCACGCACUCUACUUAUGGACAUUGAUACGCUGCAUUGGCAUCCACAGCUGUUGCGCACUUUCAAAAUAGAUAAAAAAAUUCUGCCUGAAAUUCGCAGUAGUUCAGAAAUCUAUGGCCCCAUCACUAGCGAUCGGUGUGUGCUCACUGGUGUACCGAUUAGUGGUAUUCUUGGCAAUCAACACGCUUCAUUGCUGGGACAGAUGUGCAUCAAGCCAGGUCAAGCGAAGAAUACCUACCGUUCCGGCUGUUUUCUUUUAUGCAAUAUUGGCGAUCGUCCAGUUAUUUCGGCGCACGGCCUAAUUACCACGGUAGCCUAUAAGCUGGGACCAAAUAAACCGGCCACAUAUGCACUGGAGGGAUCAGUAGCUGUAGGCGGUCAUGCUUUACGUUGGUUGGAGAAUCGUUUUCGUCUGUUAAAAGAUUACGCAAAAGCGGAACAAUGUGCGGAGGAGGUGUCCACAACGGGGGAUGUGUAUUUUGUGCCUGCUUUUACCGGUCUCUAUGCGCCAUAUUGGCGAAAGGAUGCACGUGGUUUAAUAAUUGGGCUGACGCAAUACUCCACAAAGCAUCACAUAGUGCGUGCUGCCCUUGAGGCGAUCUGCUUUCAAACGCGCGACAUACUGGAGUGUAUGCAUCAGGAGAGCGGUUUUCAGCUAAAUAAAUUGCAUGCUGAUGGCUCGAUCAGCAUGAAUAACUUACUAAUGCAAUUACAGGCCGAUACGGCAGGUCUGACUGUUUUUCGAUCUCAAUUGACUGACACUACAGCAUUUGGUGCUGCAUUGUGCGCCGCGCAAGCGGAAGGCAUUGACUUAUUCUACUUUCAUCCCGAUGAAUUGCCUUACGAUGUUUUAGACUACGAUACUUUCUUACCAACGAGCACUGAAGAUGAACGCUAUCAUCGUUAUGGUAAGUGGAAGCGCGCAGUGGAGCGCAGUAUGGGCUGGGUAAUUAAGAAACCUGUUCGCCAAAUAACCGAUGAAACAUACAAGCUAUUAUCCUCGGUACCGGCGGCAUUGUUCGUCAUGAGUACUUUUGCCAUGAUUAUUCACUCGGCGAGGAGGUAGCUUAAAUGUAAAAAUUGUACAUAUUCACAUACAUACUCGUAUGUUUAAAAGAGUAAAUGUGUUUAUAUGUAUGAUCAAAUAUGCAUGUACUUAUGAAGCUAAAAGCCUUACUUUAUUUGUUAACUACAUAGUUUUAUGGAGCAGGAGUUUUGCUUUGCUGAAUUUUGCAACAAUACUUACCUAAGUACAUGUACUUAUAUAUGUAUCUAGCUUUUAAGUAUGCAGUUUACUAUUAUACGAGAACCCACACACUUGUGCACAAGGGUAUUAUAAUUUUGUAUGUAACAGCAUACAGGAAUGAAGAUAGAGAUAGACAUAUACACACAAUAAUUGUAUAUAUAAUAUCAAAAUGUUCAGAACGAUAAGAGGGAUCGUGCGUUAACUGAUACACAUAUUACUCAAUCUACUAUCCAGGGUAGUUUGGUAUUAAAAAUGGACAAAAACGGGCAAUAGCCACGCUCUCUUGUCGAAUAAUGGGACAAAUGACGAACUUAACCCUUUCGCGAUAUUGUUGCCAUAUGGCAACAGUAAACUUUAAAAGGCCGUCAACACUCUCUUGUAAAAAAUAUCAACUUUUUUGUUACAUAUUUUCAAAAAUUGAAGUUUAAUGGUUAAACAGAAAUAAAAUAAAUAAUAACCGCUCAUUAUAUAUCGGUAAUACAACAUUUUUAAAGAAAGCCUUCUGGCAUAUAACACUUCACUCUGAAAUUUGUAUUUUGCAUUUUUAGAUUUUUGAGGCAUUUUGGGCAAAUGUU